Pediculus humanus corporis (human body louse) is the source of this 795-nucleotide messenger RNA. RefSeq names its product 2-succinylbenzoate--CoA ligase, putative. The record is from RefSeq and is a predicted model, not a curated record. Gene Ontology annotation, biological process: long-chain fatty acid metabolic process; fatty-acyl-CoA biosynthetic process. The coding region runs from base 1 to 795 and encodes 264 amino acids. The transcript is spliced from 6 exons. Lineage: Eukaryota; Metazoa; Arthropoda; Insecta; Psocodea; Pediculidae. Gene Ontology annotation, molecular function: long-chain fatty acid-CoA ligase activity.
AUGUCAUUUGUUGUUCCAGCGGAUCAACUGGAUAUCCAAAAGGUGUCGCAUUAUCCCAUCAUUCUCUUUUGUAUAACGAAAUUCGGAUCACAAUUUUUAUCAAAAAAAUUAUUAUUCACAUCUCCGUUAUUUUGGAUAUCAAAUUUCAUAUUAACGAUAAUGUCUUGCAUUUUUGGACAAACUAGAAUAGUUCCAAAAUCUACAAAUACCAUACAUUAUUUGGAAUGCAUUGAAAAAUAUCAGCCUGAAUUCACGGCUUUUUCACCGUCUUCCCUAUUAUUUUUAGUAGAUCAUCCAGAUUUUGAUAAAUUCAAUUUGAAAAGUUUAAAAUUGAUUUUUUCAAAGUGGAAAAAUGUACACAUACUCCAGGGUUACGGUAUGACAGAAUUUGGUGGAGGGAUCACAAGUCCAAAUUUUGGAAACGCUACGUCUUCCGUUGGAAAAGUUUUACCCAACACUUCAAUAAAAAUUGUGGAUCCAUCAUCGGGUAAAAUUCUCGGUCCGAAUGAAAUCGGAGAAUGUAGAGUUAAAGCCGACAGAGUUAUGAUUGGAUACUACAACAAUGAAAAAGCAACCAAAGAAUCUUUUGACGAUGACGGUUGGUUUAAAACUGGAGAUUUGAUGUAUUACGAUGAUAAUAAAUUGUUAUACGUUGUCGGAAGAAUCAAAGAAACCGUUAAAUAUCAAAAUUAUCAAAUUUCUUUAGCGGAAAUAGAAAAUUUUAUAAUAUCUUUACCGGGUGUAAAAGAUGCUGCGAUAGUACCCAUUCCUCCAAUGGACCAAAUCAUCAUUUAA